Nanorana parkeri is the source of this 948-nucleotide messenger RNA. Its product is annotated as proto-oncogene Mas-like. The record is from RefSeq and is a predicted model, not a curated record. NCBI's taxonomy places the organism in Eukaryota, Metazoa, Chordata, Amphibia, Anura, Dicroglossidae. Gene Ontology annotation, biological process: G protein-coupled receptor signaling pathway. Gene Ontology annotation, molecular function: G protein-coupled receptor activity. Gene Ontology annotation, cellular component: membrane. The transcript has a single exon. Bases 1 to 948 code for a protein of 315 amino acids.
AUGCUGUUCAAACCGGUGUUUAAUAUGGUGCUCUCACCCAUAACUAUCAUAAUAUCAAUAAUUGGCAUGUGUGGAAACAGCUUAGUAGUUUGGUACCUCUCUUUUAAGAUAAAGAGGAACACUUCUACAGUAUAUAUUUUUAACCUUGCCAUGGCUGAUGCUGCCCUUCUGCUUUUUGUCAUUGUAUUGACUUUUAUUGCUAUGGUUUUCACCCUAGCCCCAGGGUUAGAAGCUCACUAUGAAGAUGUUCAUUUUAUCAAUGUGAUUGACACACUUAUCCUAGCUUGCAUAUUUGGAUACAAUACCAGCUUAUGCCUUCUUACAACUAUCAGUAUUGAAAGAUGUCUGUCUGUCCUGUUUCCUAUAUGGUAUCACUGCAACAGACCAAAACAUCUAUCUUCUGCUGUGUGCACUUUUAUAUGGGUCAUGUCUUGUCUGCUUAGUGCUCUUGAGGUAGCUUUUUGUUACAAUGUUACAUACAACCAAACAGGCCUAGUAGAGGGAUCUGGUGCAGAAUGUAAAUUUGUCUUUAUUAUUAUCUGUUGCUUUAGCUUCAUGAUCUUCAUUCCAUCAAUGACAGUAUCAAGUGUGAUUCUGCUUUUAAAAGUAUGGAAAAGUUCUCAGCAACGACAGCCGAGGAAGUUAUAUGUGGUCAUCACAGUGACAGUUGUUUUCUUUCUUGUGUUUGGAAUGCCUAUGAGAAUCUUACUACUAGCAUGGUACAAACACCAUAUUAUGCCACCGUUCCCCAUCAUGGAUUUAUUUUCUUUGUUCUGCUCUAUCAACAGUGCUAUAAAUCCAUUUGUAUACUUCCUUGUUGGUCGCAGAGGCACGCACGGUGGAAAAUUAACACUCCUGGCUAUUUUUCAGGCUGUAUUUCGAGAUGAAGGAUCACAAUAUAAAAGAGAACAAAAAAAGAUAUCAGCUGAACCUGAGACAGUGAUGUGA